Molecule: messenger RNA, 462 nt
Organism: Neoarthrinium moseri
Lineage: Eukaryota; Fungi; Ascomycota; Sordariomycetes; Amphisphaeriales; Apiosporaceae
Exons: 1
Coding region: 1-462 (153 amino acids)
Source: RefSeq, a predicted model, not a curated record
AUGGUUGAGAGCAAAUCCCAAAAGACUUAUCCCGCAAACCUCCGGGCCAUCACCCCUGCUGCAGACUGGUCUGAAGACAGCCGAUCUCAUCCUGGGUUCCGUAUCCACGGCACGGACGACAACCCUGGCCCGAAGGCCUACUACAUUCACCUCGAGGCUAAGCCUGGCAAGGAGGAGCUAGUCGCCGAGUUCCUGAAGGACAUCAACAAAGGGGUUCACCAAGAACCGGGCACGGGACCUUGGUUCGGGCUCAGAUACUCGCAGACUACCUUCGCCAUCUUCGAGGCCUUCUCGAGCUCCGAGACUCGUCACGACCAUGAUGUUGGGCCUGGCGGACGUAAUUUCCUGCGCGUGGAUCUCCUCAAGGAUAUGCUAGCCUAUCCUGCACAGAUCCACAGGCUGGAUGUACUGCAUGGGAAGGGCGAGUUUGGAAAAGAGCUGCUGCCUUUGCCGAAGUUGUAG